GUUGUCCAGCCAGUCCGAAACGCCAAUACCAAGCUCCAGAAGGAAUAUCCCCUAUAUAUCUCUCUCUCUCUCUGAAAUUUUCAAACUCCAAAUUCGAAGUUCGAAAAAUUUCCCUAUCUUGAAUCCUGUGAUCCAUGGCUUCUCGUAGGCGCAUGCUUCUAAAGGUCAUUAUCCUCGGCGACAGCGGGGUGGGGAAGACUUCACUGAUGAAUCAGUAUGUGAAUCGUAAGUUUAGCAAUCAGUACAAAGCGACAAUUGGAGCCGAUUUUCUGACCAAGGAGGUUCAAUUUGAGGAUAGAUUGUUCACUCUGCAGAUCUGGGAUACCGCUGGUCAAGAAAGGUUUCAGAGUCUUGGUGUGGCGUUCUAUCGUGGUGCAGAUUGCUGUGUUCUUGUGUACGAUGUGAAUGUCAUGAAAUCAUUUGAUAAUCUUAAUAACUGGAGGGAAGAAUUUCUGAUUCAGGCCAGUCCUUCUGACCCUGAGAACUUCCCAUUUGUUGUAUUGGGAAACAAGAUUGACGUUGAUGGCGGAAAUAGUCGAGUGGUGUCUGAAAAGAAAGCAAAGGCCUGGUGUGCUUCCAAGGGAAACAUACCAUACUUUGAGACUUCUGCAAAAGAGGGCUUCAAUGUAGAUGAUGCCUUCCAGUGUAUAGCCAAAAACGCACUGAAGAAUGAACCUGAAGAAGAAAUAUACCUUCCGGACACAAUCGAUGUUGGUGGCGGAGGGAGGCAGCAAAGAUCUACUGGCUGUGAAUGUUGAAGGAGUUAUUGAAUGGGCUUUUUGCCUUGUGGAUGGCAGAAUGCAGUUCUUGUCAAUGAAGACUCAGUUGAUUAUUUAGGGAAAGGUUACAAAGUUUUAUUUGUAUUAUAAAUGAAUGGGAAGAGUCAUAUUUGUUUACUUUGUAUUUUGUUUUUGUUUAUAUUAAUGAUUGAAUUUUCCUUUUCAUU
Molecule: messenger RNA, 946 nt
Organism: Malus domestica (apple)
Lineage: Eukaryota; Viridiplantae; Streptophyta; Magnoliopsida; Rosales; Rosaceae
Product: ras-related protein Rab7
Cellular component (GO): vacuolar membrane
Molecular function (GO): GTPase activity; GTP binding
Source: RefSeq, a predicted model, not a curated record